Salvelinus fontinalis (brook trout) is the source of this 4734-nucleotide messenger RNA. Its product is annotated as focal adhesion kinase 1-like. Gene Ontology annotation, molecular function: protein tyrosine kinase activity; ATP binding. Gene Ontology annotation, cellular component: focal adhesion; cytoskeleton. Gene Ontology annotation, biological process: signal complex assembly; protein phosphorylation. The record is from RefSeq and is a predicted model, not a curated record. The transcript is spliced from 34 exons. NCBI's taxonomy places the organism in Eukaryota, Metazoa, Chordata, Actinopteri, Salmoniformes, Salmonidae. Bases 712 to 4053 code for a protein of 1113 amino acids.
CUCUCUGAGUCACACACAAAGCCAGCUCACACCCUCCUGACACAGCCGACUCGGCAGCAGGGUUUCACAGCAGCAGUAGCGGCAGCUUGUCCUGGAUUACAAGGCUGUCACAUCGGAGUAGACAGGCGGUUGUAGUGCUGAACUAACUGAAGGAUUGUUUUGUUUUUUGUCUCCUCUGUGUCUUCUACUACACUGUUCUCCAAGUCCGCUGCCUCCCGGGCUUGAUUCAUUUACAAGGCUGUGCAGAGGCACGCAGAGGGAUUUAUUUAGAGGCUGGAAGCCAACGCUGAGGGGAUCUGAAGAGGAAUCGGAAGAUAAGGAGCAGACAACACAGCCCUGUCCCAUAUUGAUCUUCUGUCUCUCUCUCUCUGUCUCUUUCUCUGUCUCUCUCUCUCUGUCUCUCUCACUCCCUCUCGGAGUGACACCAAACACCUCUGACCCGGAAACAGCCUGUCUGUCAGGCAAGGUGGAUGUUAGGAUAAAAACUCCUCCUCACCCCACAGUUCUCUCCCCUGAGGCAGGGCUGUGUGAACGGGUCAGAGGGGGGCAGCGGUAGGGGAUGUCCCGGGGUCCUCCGGGGCAGAGGAAGAAGCAGCAGCCUGUCCUGGCCUCUAUGCGGUUGUGGAAGGGGACAGGGUCAGGGAGCCUGGGGCUGGUUCAGGCCGCAGGGUCUGGUGGUGGGAUAGAAAGACAGGUGCUGCUGCGACCAUCAUGGAGAGGAGUGGCUGCAUCCCCCUAUGCUGGGCCCGGGGCGCCUGUGUUUACGCUCAACACCCUCCACUCCCAAAAUAUGACAGACAGCUAGCCCCCACCAAAGGAAGCAUGGCGUCAGCGUACCUGGACCCCAACCUGAACCACCAUGCUGGGUUGGGCGGUGGGGUGUCGAAGCCGGGGACCAUGGACCGCGUGCUCAAGAUCCACCACUAUUUGGAGAGCAACAGUGAACCAUCCACCUGGGCCAGCCACAUCCGCCACGGAGAUGCCACUGACAUCAGGGGUAUCAUCCAGAAGAUAGCAGACAUCCACAAGGUGAAGUGUGUUUCCUGUCUGGGCCUGCGUCUCAGCCACCUGCGCUCAGGAAACAUCCACUGGCUGCACCCCGACAUGGGGGUGUCCCGCGUCAGGGAGAGGUACGAACUGCUCCACCCUCAGGACGAGUGGAGGUAUGAGCUACGGAUACGCUACUUGCCAAAAGGAUUCUUGAACCAUUUUUCAGAAGAUAAACCUACACUGAACUACUUCUACCAUCAGGUCAAGAGUGACUACAUGUUGGAGGUAGCUGAUCGAGUCGACCAAGACAUUGCACUUAAAUUGGGCUGCCUUGAAAUCAGGAGAUUUUUUAGGGAAAUGCGAGGAAAUGCCCUGGAUAAGAAAUCAAAUUAUGAAUUAUUAGAAAAAGAUGUGGGUUUACCAAGAUUCUUCCCCAAGAGUUUGCUGGACUCUGUGAAGGCUAAACCACUAAGGAAACUGAUCCAGCAGACCUUCAGACUAUUUGCCAACCUAAACGAUGAACAGAGCAUUCACAAGUUCUUUGAGAUCCUGUCUCCCAUUUACAGAUUCGACAAGGAAUGUUUUAAAUGUGCCCUUGGGUCCAGUUGGAUUAUCUCUGUGGAGCUUGCCAUUGGACCUGAGGAGGGCAUCAGCUACCUGACAGACAAAGGAUCAACUCCGACACAUCUGGCCAACUUCACCCAGGUACAGACCAUCCAGUACUCCAGCACGGAGGACAAGGUGCGCCAGGGGAUGCUGCUGCUCAAUGUGUCUGGAGCCCCGGAGCCUCUGACGGUGACCACAGCGUCUCUGAACACGGCAGAGAACAUGGCUGACCUGAUAGACGGAUACUGUCGCCUGGUCAACGGAGUCUCCCAGUCCUUCAUCGUCCGCGUUCAAAAGGAGGGAGAGAGAGCGCUACCUUCCAUCCCAAAGUCCACCCCAAAAGUCUCCAACCAUGAGAAGCGUCUGGAUGGGGGGGUCCGGACAAGGGUUGCAUGUGUCUCAGAGACAGACGACUAUGCGGAGAUCAUAGAUGAUGAGGAUACCUACACCAUGCCCUCCAAAUACUAUGGACUAGAGGAAGCCAGGGACUAUGAGAUUCAGAGACAGAGGAUUGAGCUGGGACGCUGUAUCGGAGAGGGACAGUUCGGGGACGUCCACCAGGGAGUCUACAUGAGCCUGGAAAACCCUGCUCUGUCUGUGGCCAUCAAGACGUGUAAGAACUGCACCUCUGAUAGUGUCAGGGAGAAGUUCUUACAAGAAGCUCUGACCAUGCGUCAGUUUGACCACCCCCACAUAGUGAAGCUGAUUGGAGUGAUCACAGAAAACCCAGUGUGGAUCAUCAUGGAGCUGUGUACACUGGGAGAGCUACGCUCCUUUCUGCAAGUGAGAAAAUACAACCUCGACUUGGCAUCACUGAUUAUUUACGCUUUCCAGCUAAGUACAGCACUCGCCUACCUGGAGAGCAAGCGGUUUGUACAUAGGGAUAUAGCUGCCAGGAACGUGCUGGUAUCCUCAGUGGACUGUGUUAAACUGGGAGACUUUGGCUUGUCUCGAUACAUGGAGGACAGCUCCUAUUACAAAGCCUCCAAAGGGAAACUGCCUAUCAAAUGGAUGGCACCAGAAUCUAUUAACUUCAGACGCUUUACCUCAGCCAGUGACGUGUGGAUGUUUGGUGUGUGUAUGUGGGAGAUCCUCAUCUACGGAGUCAAACCCUUCCAGGGGGUGAAGAACAACGAUGUCAUCGGCCGGAUAGAGAACGGAGAGCGUCUGGCCAUGCCCCACAACUGCCCCCCUACCCUGUACAGCCUGAUGACCAAGUGCUGGGCCUACGACCCUAGCAAGAGACCCUGCUUCACAGAGCUCAAAGCCCAGCUCAGUCAGAUAUUGGAGGAGGAGAAGCUGCAGCAGAAGGAGAGGACACGUAUGGAGAUGAGACGUCAGGUCUCUGUGUCCUGGGACUCAGGGGGGUCCGACGAGGCGCCGCCUAAAGUUUGGCCUCGAGAAGCUUACUGUGAAAAGGUCUGUAAGCCCAGCAGACCAGGGUACCCAAGCCCACGCUCCAGUGAGGGGUUCUACCCCAGCCCACAGCACCUGGGGCAGCCCACCCACUACCAGAUAGCAGGAUACCCAGGCCCCCACGGCAUGCCCUCCAUGACCAGUGGGAUGUACCCUCCCCAGGCAUCCCACGAUCCCCAUGACACCUGGAACCACCACCGGCAGCAGGACCUCCCCAUGUGGUCCCCCAACAUGGAGGACAGGGGGUCUCUGGACAUGCAGGUGAUGGGUCAGGUUCUGCCCCCCCUCCUGAUGGAGGAACAGCUGAUGAUGCAACAGCAGCAGAUGGAGGAGGACCAGCGGUGGCUGGAGCAGGAGGAACGCUUCCUGAAGCCGGAUUCAAGGAAUUCCAGAGGCAGCAUUGACCGGGAUGACUGCAUCCUCCAAGGCCCAACAGGAAACCAGCACAUAUACCAACCCAUAGGCAAACCAGAACAUGCAGCUCCACCAAAGAAACCCCCCCGUCCCGGAGCCCCCAGUCACCUGGGCAGUCUGGCCAGCCUGAACCCCGUGGACAGCUACAAUGAGGGAGUGAAGCCCUGGCGGCUCCAGCCUCAGGAGAUCAGCCCACCACCCACUGCUAACCUGGACCGCUCUAAUGACAAGGUCUAUGAGAAUGUCACAGGACUGGUGAAGGCUGUCAUAGAGAUGUCCAGUAAAAUUCAGCCUGCGCCUCCCGAGGAAUACGUGCCAAUGGUCAAGGAUGUGGGUCUGGCACUAAGAACACUCCUGGCCACAGUGGAUGAAACAAUCACGUUACUUCCAGCUAGCACACACAGAGAGGUGGAGAUGGCCCAGAAGCUGUUGAACUCUGACCUGGCGGAGCUGAUCAACAAGAUGAAGCUGGCCCAGCAGUACGUCAUGACCAGCCUGCAGCAGGACUACAAGAAACAGAUGCUGACGGCCGCCCACGCCCUGGCCGUAGACGCCAAGAACCUUCUAGACGUCAUCGACCAGAGCCGGCUCAGGAUGUUGGGCCAGGCCCGGCCGCCACCUCACUAGCGCUGGGGGAGGAGGGUGUGGAGUGUGGGAUGAACUGACUCAACUCAAAGCUUCUGGCUGAAUGACUGUCUGGACAGAUGGAAGCCAUGUGGGGGCGCCCUUGGGUUUGUUCACCUGUUCUUUCAUGUCUAAUCAGUGAUUACUUCAAGGAAGGGAGGAAUAAGGAAGAUUGCACUGUGAAGGAAUUUGAACGGGGCACUGCUUCUACAGGGCCAUCAUAUGGACUGGACUCCAGGUGCAUCACCAGGCAGACUAGCGACCACCUCUGACCCUCACUCCCCAACACACCACUCCUUUUUAUUGACUUGGAAUCUUUGAAGAGGUAUUUUAUUUUAUGCUGCACCGAUUGUGUUGGCUGACUAACUGUGAAUUCCUACAGUCCCAGAUUUCAUCUGAAGAAGAAUCAGGAGGCACACUUCAGAAACUGCUCCCCCCAGAGGACAAAUGGAGGAUGACGUGGACAACAGAACUGAACUGGAACCUCUAUGCUUUAGUAGACAGAACACUGAACUCCUCACACUACGUCUAACAUGUCUGUUUCAUUGUUAACACUUGUCACAAGCUCAAUAGUGAUUCAUGGAGGAUCACAAACACUGGGAUAUAUUUUGUCUUGGCUCAGUCGGCCAUCUUGUCAAAUAGGAGAAAAUAACGGAUGAAAUAAAAUGAUGACAAAACGACAAA